AUGACCUACAUGCAAGCGUAUAGAGCUAAGGAAAAGGCAUUAAACAUGUUGCGAGGUGGUCCAACUGAAUCUUACAAUAAGUUACCCAUCUACUUUAACAUUCUGGAAAAGGCAUAUCCAGGGUCAGUUGUUAGUUUGGAAAAAAUAGUGGAAGACCAUUUCUUGUAUGCAUUUGUAGCAUUGGAACCUUGUAUCAGGGGAUGGGAGUAUUGUAGGCCUAUAGUAGUUAUUGACGGCACCCAUCUAAAAUCAACUUAUGAAGGAACUAAGCUAAUAGCAAGCACACUGGAUCUAGGAGGUAUUAUACUGGCACUAGCAUAUGCUAUAGUUAAUUCUGAGAAUGAUGCAUCUUGGACAUGGUUCUUUGAGAGAUUUAGGAAUGUUUUUGGUGAAAGGGAGAAUAUGGGAAAUAGAGAACAGGUCAGGAAACUAUACGUUGCAUUAGUUAAGGCAUACACUCUUCAAGAAUUUAGUGAACUCAUGGGAAGACUGGACAUAAUAGAUAAGAAGUUGGGUGAAUACUUGUUCGAUAGUGGAUAUCAUAAAUGGUCUCGGAUACAUGCAACAGUGAAGAGGACAUGGACAUUGACUUCUAACAUUGCUGAAUCUAUAAACAGCAGUAUUGCCAAAGCUAGAGAAUUUCCAGUCUGUAAAUUAAUGGAUUACCUGAGACAAUUGAUUGAAACUUGGAAUGAAAAACACAGUGAAGAAGGGAGAAAUACAUUCACAGAUCUUACUAACGUGUACAAUGAAGCUUAUGAGGAUAACAAGGAAUUAUCACACUACAUGUAUGACUGUAAGUGUCUAAGGGCUUCCACUGAAUUCCUACAUAUAGUGACCGAUGGUAUGAAGAGAUUUAGUGUGUGCCUUCGAAGUAGGAUAUGUAGUUGUGGAAGGUUUCAACUUGAUGAGAUACCAUGUGGACAUGCUUUGGCUGCUAUAACUUAUAGGCACCAACAUGGAGAGGACUACUGCUCUGCCUACUACAACAACAAAAUUUCAAAGAUACAUAUGCCAUACCAGUGGAACCUCUUCCACGCCAGAGGAUAA
Molecule: messenger RNA, 1050 nt
Organism: Lycium ferocissimum
Lineage: Eukaryota; Viridiplantae; Streptophyta; Magnoliopsida; Solanales; Solanaceae
Exons: 5
Coding region: 1-1050 (349 amino acids)
Molecular function (GO): zinc ion binding
Source: RefSeq, a predicted model, not a curated record